Molecule: messenger RNA, 892 nt
Organism: Scaptodrosophila lebanonensis
Lineage: Eukaryota; Metazoa; Arthropoda; Insecta; Diptera; Drosophilidae
Exons: 2
Coding region: 51-584 (177 amino acids)
Source: RefSeq, a predicted model, not a curated record
AAAUUUUUUCAAAGAAUUCCCUUGUUAGAAACAUAUAUUCUAAAUUCAACAUGAGUUUAUUUAAGUCUCUUAAAAUGCCCAGCACUCUCAGUCGACCCACUAUUGUGUUAAAGAGAUGCAGCCAGAAGCAUUGCAGCUCUGCGGUGGCCCUGAACAAGCUAUCGGCAGUGGCCCGAUUCGCAGCAUCCGCCAUAUCUAUACCAUCGGAGAUGGAGCCCUGCCAGAUAGUCCAGCAGCGCACUGUGGAUCGUGAGUACAUUAAGUCGAAACGGAACGAGUUCGAUCAGAGGCGGCUGCGACGAGAUCAGCACCAGCAGCAAUUGAAGCAAUUGAUGUGUACGCGUCCGGCAGAGAAUCGCAUGCCACGGCUUCCGUUUGUGAAGACCCCGCAAUACCCAUUGGGGUUUCCACUCGACAAUCGCUACGCUAGCGUGGAGUCUCUUUUGGCCAAGACUGCAGAUCCCAAGCAGCUGGCGCUUGAGGUUAUUGAGUUGGCCCGAGAAAUCGUAUUCGAGAAGGACAGACACGAGACUCUCAUGCGCUCCUACAAGCAACUGAAGGAUCAAGUGAAAAAAACUCAUUAAAAGCAGAAUGCAAAAUGUACAUACACCCAUCCAUCAUCCAUUACCUCGGGCGUGCGAGGGUGGAGCCCAAGGGGGCUUCGCUCGCUGUUUGGGUUUCUGUUGGAAAUGGAGCCUCGUUCUUCGUCUGUAGGAGUGAGGAAGUGGCUGGAUAGACCCAAAGUUCGUCAAACGUCAAUUAAUCUGUUGAGAAGUGGAGGGACUUUUUUCUGGACUUAACUGAUAUCGUUUUGAAUUUCAAAAUAUUUUGUUUGUCCAAAUUAAAAGCAAUACUUAUAAUAUAAUACAAAGCCUAUUAUUUCUUAAAUGCA